Molecule: messenger RNA, 1116 nt
Organism: Penicillium brasilianum
Lineage: Eukaryota; Fungi; Ascomycota; Eurotiomycetes; Eurotiales; Aspergillaceae
Source: the annotation of a GenBank genome assembly
AUGACGACCACCAUAGCCUUAGCAGGCUAUGGCUUAACCCUCAUGAUCGUGACGUGGGUUGAGUGUGCCAUUGCGACGGUGUUGAUUCUAGCCAGAGUGUACACAACGUGGAAGAUCACUCGACAUAUACGCUCGGAUCUGUAUCUGGCCUUGUUGACUUUUGUCAUUGCAAUCAUAAGCGCCAUCUUCCUCACGAUCGGUAUCGGAUAUGGUAUCGGCACGCACGAAGAUCAACUCACGUCGGAUCAGAUUGUCGCAGCCAUAAAAUGGAGCUGGAUAAACCAAACGGUGGGGAUAUUUGCAACUGGAACGGGCAAGCUGGCAUUGGUCGCCUUUCUUCAACAAAUUCAUGGCCCAGAUCACCGCGGACGAGUUGCAUUCUUAUGGGGGGUGGCCAUCAGUAACCUGAUCCUCAACUGCAUCACCAUCGGCAUAAUUAUGACCCAGUGCUCUCCACGAGGGAAAUUGUGGAACGACGAUCUGGCGGGGACAUGUGAUGGGCGAAUCCGAAAUCAAAACAUGGCGUAUUUCCAAGGAAGCUGGUCCGCGCUAUGCGAUCUGAUCCUGGCUUUAUAUCCAGUCCUCUUCUUCUGGAACGUGCGACUGAAUCUGCGCGUGAAGAUUGGUCUCUGCGUAUUGAUGGGUUUGGGUGUGAUUGCCUGCGCAUGUUCUAUAAUCAAGACCACGUACUUGCGCGUUCUCUCUGAAACAGACGACGUUACCUACUAUCUCGCACUGCUAAGUACAUGGAAUGAAACCGAGAAAUGGGUCGUUCUAAUCGUCGGCUCCAUCCCACCAAUCCGCCCGCUACUCGUGAUCAUAUUCCGACGCCUCCUCUCAACCGUCAAAUCCUCAUCCGGUCCCCAAUCCAGCAACGUCAUCCGAUUAACCGAACUACAAUCAAGCUCGAAGUUUUCCAAGCACGCGACUCAACAUCGUCACAUGACACAAGGGAGGGCCGUGAUGCACAGCAAGGAUAGCGAGGAGAAUAUGCUAUCAAUGGAGGAAGGGUCGAUCAUCAAGACUACUAAUAUUAGUUUGCAUUACGAGCCCGAGACAAAUUCUCGAGAAGAUGGUGAGCAUAGUGGACGGGUCGUCCCUAGUGAGAGGAUAUAA